GACACCAGAGGACGAGAACCCACAGAACACCGAGGACGAGAACCCACAGAACACCGAGGACGAGAACCCGCAGAACACCAAGGACGAGAACCCGCAGAACACCAAGGACGAGAACCCGCAGAACACCAAGGACGAGAACCCGCAGAACACCAAGGGUCUGGAGCAAGAGGAGCUCGAGGCGUAUGCCGCGAACAAUGCCGCAGAGCAGCUCCAAGGUCUGGACAGAAGGGACCCAGUGCCACGCUCACAGCCAGAAGGCCCACCGAGUGCAGAGGAGGUGGCAGCCCACAAUUUGACACACGUGCCUUUUCAGCGAUGGUGCGAAAGCUGCGUGGCUACCAGAAGCCGAGCCGACGCACACCACACAGGGGCCAACCGCGAGACCAAGGUGCCGGUGGUGCAAAUCGACUUCUAUUUUACCUCCCUCGACGACCACGCCAGGCCAGCCGGACAAGGUGAGCAGGACACGUGCUGCUUGAUUGGGGUGGACCUCGAGACCAAGAUGGUGCUUUCCGUGCCGGGCCCCAACAAAGGAGCAGUUAUUUUGCACAGGGCGGCUGAGGAGGUCACCCGCUUCACUAUUUCCCUCCAUGGCGACGAGGCUGUGAUUCUACAGUCCGAUGGGGAGCCUGCCAUCAAGGCUGUCGCCCGAGCUGUGGCCGCAGCCAGGAGCAAGCUUGGAAAGAAAACCUUGCAGCGAACUACGCCCGUGGCGGCCCACCAGAGCAAUGGAGGGGCAGAGCGUGCAGUGCAAACCGUGAGGCGUUUGGGGACGUGCCUUUUCCAUGCCCUGGAGCUCAAGGCCGGGACUUUCCCGGCGGACAUGCCUUUGAAGCUUUGGGCCCAGGUCCACGGGGCUUUCCUUUACAACCGGUUCCACGUGCUGCCUGGAGUCCUGCAGACCCCCUACGAGUUGGCGUAUGGCGGCCGGAAGUUCACCAAGGCCCUUUGCGUUUUUGGGGAAACUGUUUUUGGACAGGUCUUGCGGACACAUAAGGAGAGCGAGAGCGUCCGCCGGGCCACCGAGGAGCAGCAGCUGACAGCGAACCAGGUGGAGGACAUGUGCAUCACUGGUUGGCCUUGGAACCGAGACCAUGUGGAGCAACCCCGACGGCGCAAGAAGGAGCCGCGCCGAGCCGAAGCAGCCCCAACACUUGAAGCAGGAGUUCAGCUACCUCUUGGCGCUCCUCCAGGGCACCCUCUUCUGUCAGAGGAGGACAACGAGGCCCAAGCAGUCGAGGCAGCAGCCAAAGGCAAGGAGGCCGACACCGACAGUUCAGAGGAGCUGCGCCCAGCCGACCCGAAGGACGUGGCGCCUUUGAGAAGCCCGCCGCGGAGUGCAAGACCAAGCCCGUCGAGAGCCAGAAGCCCAUCGAGGAGCCGAUCGUUCUCACCGUCAUUUUCGCCGCGGUCUGUGUCUCCGACUGAGCGCCCCGACCGAGCCCGUAGCAGUGGACAAGGGCCCGGAGACAGCCCAGCGACCAAGCGCAAGGCCGAGGAGAUGAGCGGAGGAGGCGGCGAGGCUGCCACAACCGAACCCGCCGAGGUGGUGCACCAACCGGGCCCCGACGAGGCCAUGGAUGCUGAUGAGGAGUUCGCGGUUCGUAUGGUGGAGACCGUGGACGCUGCCUGGCACGAGGCCUGGGAGAACACCGCCUAUGGUGGUGAGGCCGAGGACUUUGAAGGCGAGCAGCCGCCCGACCUCAGCCCCGAGGACCUUGCCAAGCUGGACGACCAAGCGGAGAUUGAGGAGCUCACCCGCCUGGAGAGCAUGAACGUGCUUAUGGAGCCGAACCCCCAGGAGCAGGCCGAGCACCUCAGCACGGUCUUUGUGAAGAUGUGGAAGAAGGGACCCGACGGGUGGUUCAGAAGGGCCAGGCUGGUGGCGAGGCAGUACCGCUGGGCCUCGGAUAUGCUCGAGGAGGACACCUUCAGCCCAGCGAGUGUGAGUACCUUGGCGCGUUUGGUGCCACUUCUGGCCCAGAAGUGGGGCACCCCAAUCUACAUCAUGGACGUCAAGGACGCCUACCUUUGUGUUCCCCAGCCGGAGGACCGUGGUUGUGACGGCGCCCAAGAGUGGUAUCACCAGCUGGCCGGCGACCUCAACAACGCCAGCCUGGAAUCCAUGCCAGAGGUGCCGACCCUCUACAGAGCCAGUGGCAAUGGCGAGCGCUACGUGGCCCAGGUGCACGUGGAUGAUAUUAUGGCCACCGGGGACGCUGAGCCCCAUGGCCGGGUGGAGAAGGACCUCACCAACAGGUACACCGUGAAGAUUGCCGGCCCCUACCAGCAGCCUGGGGACGAGUUCGAGUUCCUUAAGCGACGGUACCAGAUCCAGAGCGACAGUUCCAUUACUGUUCGCGCCCCGGUGCGGCUGUACAACGACCUCUUCGAGCUGGCCGGCCGACCCAAGGUGAAGGCAACCCCGGGCCCGAGCGGCCAAGACGAUAUGUUCGCCACCGACGCCACUGAGGAGCUGAACCCGCGCGAGGCCACCGCAUACAGGACUAUGUCGGGAAAGGUGCUCUAUAUGAGCAACGAGCGGCCGGACGCCCAAGCGGUGAUCCAGAACCUUUCUUCCCGGGCGGCCAAACCAACAGCCAAGGCGAUGAAGCUGAUCAAGCACCUGGUUGGGUACCUUUGGGGGACCCAGGGCUAUGGUGUGAACUUGUGCCUGGCCCCCUGCAAGUCUGUGAUGAACUUCGCGCGUGGCAAGCUGACCCCCGACGAGCCCAUCACCGAGCACCUGGUGGAAGGCUAUUCCGACUCCAACUUUGCCAACGACCGCGCCACCCGCAAGAGCUUGAGCAGCGGCCAGAUCUACAUCGACCAGGCUCUCAUGUAUAGCUUUGUGCGGGGCCAGAAGGUGGUUACCUUAAGCUCGGGCGAGGCGGAACUUGUCGCCUUGACCCAGGCCACAAGUGAGGCGAUUUUGGUGCACAAGGCCUGGGUGUGGACCACACGAGAAGAAGCCAAGCUGGUGAUGAGGAGUGACUCGUCGGUGGCAAGAGCAAUCGCAAGCCGACUUGGAGUCGGCCGGGUGAGGCAUUUGCAAACAAGCUGCCUCUGGAUACAGCAGUGGGUGGCAGCCAAGACGCUACGAGUGGCGGCGGUGCCCACCCAGUUCAACCCAAGCGACAUGGGCACGAAAAGCCUGCAGCAGCGGAGGUUGAAGAUGUUGUGCUUCCUGGCCGGCAUGGCGGACGACCAUGGCAACCAUAUUGGCCAGGAGGAGCAUGCUGAAGCCCUUGGCCGAGAUGUUUUAGGACGUUCUGGCGGCGACCUUAUGGUGAGAAUGGUGCAGGCCUUGAUGGUGAUGACCAUGCAGGGCUGUACUGGCCCAGACAGCGGCCAAGCCGGGAUUUACUUGGAGGCGGUGCUCUUUUACUUCCUGGAGGUGUUCUACAACAACCCGGUAUUCUUCCUUGCGGCCCUCCUCACCUACGUGCUGGUGACCAGUCGGUGGACGCUAAGCUUCAGCGUUUCGAGCCGAGGCCCAGCCGGCUCGGACGCCGCCACCCAGACGGAGAACAAGCGCGCCGACAAGGAGACCGAGACCGAGCCGACCACGGACCGCAAACCCAAGGGAACGAAGCCCAACAAGCAGCCUGAGCACGAAGGAGCCAACACUCUUGGGGAGCCUACCCUCAAGCCUGAGACCCUGGAGGAAGCUAAGCGCCGACUGCACGAGACCCUCACCUACGAGGACUUGUUUGAGCCGAAGCCGGGGCUUGAGCCGGCUACGACAAGUGGUUCGGCGGCAGCGGCGGCCAGUUCUUCUUCCUCGACUACCUGUUUCUCCCAAGGGCGAACUGAGGCUAGGGUUGCGCUGUCUGUACAGAGACGCGGCUUCUUAGAGUGUGCCAGGCAGUGCCUCAGCAAGGCUGAGCUUGAAGCUGAGUGUUGGGUGACUGAGUUUGGGUAUGCCUACCACCGCCGCAGCUGUGGAAACUUACGGCAUGCCAAGAAUUUGAAGCGGACCACAGCGGAGGAGGCCAUUGAGGCAGGCAAAGCCGCAUGUAAUCAGUGCUUUGCAGACCAUUGGACCCCGACUGUGAAGUAUAGGUUCCCGGGUUUGAACUUGUGA
Molecule: messenger RNA, 4087 nt
Organism: Symbiodinium necroappetens
Lineage: Eukaryota; Dinophyceae; Suessiales; Symbiodiniaceae
Source: the annotation of a GenBank genome assembly